Messenger RNA from Melopsittacus undulatus (budgerigar), 4258 nucleotides. RefSeq names its product Rho GTPase activating protein 18 (gene ARHGAP18). Gene Ontology annotation, cellular component: cytoplasm. NCBI's taxonomy places the organism in Eukaryota, Metazoa, Chordata, Aves, Psittaciformes, Psittaculidae. The record is from RefSeq and is a predicted model, not a curated record. The transcript has 15 exons. Gene Ontology annotation, molecular function: GTPase activator activity. Bases 65 to 1996 code for a protein of 643 amino acids. Gene Ontology annotation, biological process: regulation of small GTPase mediated signal transduction; signal transduction; regulation of actin filament polymerization.
CAGGCCUGCCUGGUCGGGUCAGCGGUGCCCCGGAGGUCAGCGGUGGGGAAGGUGACCUGGGAAGAUGGUGACUGUAGUGACGAAGCUGGUGCACUACCUGCACCUGAGCCGUCGGUCUGGCCAGUAUACAAUGAACCAUGACCAUUCCAAGACCCCUGAUGGAGCAUCAUUUGACCGCUCAGGAUCCCAGGACUCCUUGGAUGAAUUGUCUAUGGAUGACUACUGGAAAGAACUUGAAAACAUCCAUGAAACCAGAGGAAAUAAUCAUGAAGAACGAGUAGCACUUGUAGUGAAAGAGCCAGAUGAGGGAGAACUGGAAGAAGAAUGGCUGAAGGAAGCAGGUCUUUCAAAUCUGUUUGGUGAGAGCUCUGGCGACUCCCUGGAAAGCGUGGUGUUUCUGUCCACACUGACCCGAACCCAGAGGGCAGCGGUAGAAAAGCGAGUAGAAACUGUCACACAAACCAUGAGGAAAAAAAACAAACAUCACCAGAUUCCUGAUGUCAGAGAUAUCUUCAGGCUCCAGGAUGACUCAAAGGGAAAAGUGUGUGAUGGAAAUGAACCCUCAACCAUGAGAACAAGUGAAACCAAAAAUGAAAUGCAAGAUGGAACAAAAGGUCCAAAGUUCAGUCUUGGAACUGAUGAGCAGAAGAGCCCGCUUGAAGACAUGCCAUCUUCGGACACUGACAUCAAUUUGGAGAUAUCUUUUUCAGAACAGGCAGCUAAUUUCAAAGACAGCUCAGUAGGCAAAAUGUGCAAGGGUGGAGGGGGUGACACUCUUCUCCCAAAUUUCAGGGUGCCGAAGGAUAAAACAGGUACCACAAAGAUUGGUGACCUGGCCCCUCAGGACAUGAAGAAAGUCUAUUCUUUAGCGCUGAUUGAAUUAACUGCUCUCUAUGACAUACUUGGGACAGAAUUCAAGCAGCAAAAAGCUGUAAAAAUUAAAACCAAAGACUGUGGCUUGUUUGGUGUCCCACUGUCAGUUUUACUGGAACAGGAUCAGAGGAAGGUACCAGGAACCAAGAUCCCACUGAUUUUUCAAAAGUUGAUUGCCCAGAUAGAAGAGGCAACUCUGGAAACCGAAGGACUUCUUAGAAUACCAGGAGUUGCAACAAGAAUAAAGAGUCUAUGCCAAGAACUGGAAGCAAAAUUUUAUGAAGGGACUUUCAACUGGGAAAAUGUAAAGCAGCAUGAUGCAGCAAGUCUUUUAAAACUCUUCAUCCGUGAACUGCCUCAGCCACUCCUCACUGUAGAAUAUCUCAAAGCUUUCCAAGAUGUACAGAAACUUCCAACGAAGAAACAGCAACUGCAAGCUCUGAAUCUUUUGGUUCUCCUUCUACCUGAAGCAAACAGAGACACUCUGAAGUUACUACUUGAAUUCCUUCAAAGGGUAAUUGAUCAUCGAGAGAAAAAUAAAAUGACAUUAAAGAAUGUUGCGAUGGUGAUGGCCCCAAACCUUUUCACGUUUCACGGAUUUAGCUCAAAGACGAUUGAGCAAAGCGAGUUUGUUAUGGCAGCCGGAACAGCAAAUGUCAUGCGCUUUAUGAUUCAAUACCAAAAACUUCUCUGGACAAUUCCUAAGUUUAUUGUUAACCAAGUGAGGAAACAAAACACUGAAAGCCAGAAGAAGGAGAAAAAGGACAAAGCUAUGAAGAAGCUUCUGAAAAAGAUGGCAUAUGACCGGGAAAAGCAUGAGAAACAGGAAAAGACCCCUAAUGAUGCUGAUGUUCCUCAGGGAGUGAUACGGGUGCAAGCACCUCAUCUUUCGAAAGUUUCCAUGGCAAUACAGCUGACAGAAGAACUGAAAGCUGGUGAUAUAGUAGCCAGGUUUCUCAGCCAGAAAAGUGGAAAUGUCCAAACACUCAGGAAAGAAGAGGUGUUUCUUUAUGAAAUAGGAGGAAAUAUUGGAGAACGCUGCCUUGAUGAUGAUACCUACAUGAAGGACCUAUACCAGCUUAACCCAAAUGCUGAGUGGGUUAUAAAAUCUAAGCAGAGCUAAGCUCGCAACUGCUGGUAAAAGAACAACCUGUGGACUUACUUUGUAUGGCUGAAUGUUUCAAAGGGAUAGUGUGUCCUUGCAACAUUCAACUAUCCUGUGGAAAAAAAACCUGACAGAAACCCAACUGUGAUUACCAGUAAAUUUUCAGGUUUACUUGCAGAAAAAUUUUGGAGAUAGCAGUUUCCCCACUCAUGUUUGAAAUGAAAAGUACCUUAAAUAUUUUAAUGGCACUCAUUUACCUCCCAUCUGGAAGGUCUUGUAUCAGAAGAAUUAAUUUUUAAAACAGAUGUUUAUCCUCUUUAUAUUAGAGAUCUACAAUCUUUUUGUGUAGAAUUGUGUGUUCAUAUAGGUUUUUACAGUGCUAAUGCACUAGAGAACCAAAUCCUGCUCAGCACUUCUGAAUGGUACAGUAUUAAAAAUACCUAAAUCCAGUCAUAUGAAUUUCCGAAGUGUGAAAUUCACAAGAAAAAAACUGCAAUGCAAUGUAUUUUGUCUUUGGAAGUCCUAAUUUUAUUCAUUCUCUAGGUAAAGUUUGAUAAAAACUAUUUCAAAACAACUGUGAAAAUGCUUUCAAUGCAGCUUUUUUUGCUAGAUCUUUUGAAUAUUUUUUAAAAUUCUUAUUCCAUUUGAUUGUAUUCUUGAGGUUAUUUAUAAAAGGACCAUGUGACAAGGUGAGUCAUUUUUAAAGCUCGCCAUUCUUGGCAGUGUCCUUUUUGGAAUAUUGUCAUGUGCUAGAAAGACCUUGAGGUUUUCCAGCAAUGAUAUGCAGCUAUGCUAUAUACACUGAUUUCAGGUUUUUUGGACAUCUGCUUGAUUGCAUUUUAUGACCUGCCAAAACCUGCCAAUUACUAGCACAAUAAAAACUUUUGGGAAGAAUAAAAUAACUGUGCAGGGAAACUGUAGUCAGAAUUUCAUAGGUAGCAAACCACCAAACCUUUCACUCAAAAUCUGGUAAAGGUCUACUGUGUAAUCAAGUAAAGGUCUACUGUGGAGUUCACAUAAGGCUUUUUGGAUGUUAUCUACCAUCAGCUUUAUGUCUCAUCUAUCCAGGAUGAGCUUAGAAAUCAAGCUCUGAUUUGUCUGAUGCUGAUAGAUGCUCUCUAAACCACUUUAAAAGUGAGUAAUCCAACAGCGAACUAUUGCAAAUUCUUCUCUUUGCAGAGGAGGGCUGAAAGCUCCCCAUGAAAUUCACUGAUAAUGAAUUUGAGGACUGAUGUGGCUUGUUGCAGCACAAAGACCUGUUGACUGUAGCUCCAGAGCCCCAGUCCCACAACAACACUGGGUUCAGUAGCUUGUGUACUGUUUUACAACUUAUUUGUAAACUAACUCAGCUGUGCUUAAGUGCUCACAGCUGUGCGCAGACUACCUGAAAUAACUACUGUGAAAUUAUAUCCUUGGAAUGAAAUAUUUUCUUUCAGUGCGCACACAGAAUUAUAUUGACCUCAUAGGGAAUAUUCUAGAUACAAUCGAGGACUGAAUUGCUUUUUUUGUUUGUUUGUUUUUAAUGUGAUCAAAGCUGAUUAAAGGAAUAAAGGGCCUUUCUGCUGAGCUUUGGACACAGGCCCUGACUGUGUUGUUCCCAAAGUAACCACUGGAACUCUCCCUUUUAUAUAUAAGCAGUAAAACAGAACUCUGAAAGGUCAUAGAAAAAUUAAACAUCUUCUAUUAGUUAUCCAUAGCAUAUGAACAAUUUGGGGGGCAUAGGUAUUUAUUGCUUUUUUAAGUCAGAGGCUGUCUUCAUAUGGAAAAGUGUGGUAGGAUUCUCAAAAGCAGGAUGAGUAAAAUAGGAAUUUGGUCUAAUGGAACUGUAUUGCCAUCAAUGCUCCAUCUAGUUGUGUACCCCAAUGUGGUGUUAGCACAAUAUGUCCCACUGUGGGUGACCCCUGCAGUACAAAUCACUUUUGUCAGUAGAACAAACCACACUCCCUGUUCUUUACGUGUAAGGAGUAGAAAACCAGUACAAUGUUUAGGAAAAUAUUUAUGGAUCUAAUGUAAUCUUAAGUUUUUUUGUCAUGUAAUACAAAAAUUAUGUGUGUUUUCAUAAUACAUUAUAGUUCUGUAAAAGAUUACUUGUUACUGGAACUCUAGAUGUUAUUUUAAUCAGGAGCAAAGCGCAGAUGAUAGGAACAGCUGUACAGUUUCAGUAUGAAAUUACAACCAUCCUGUGGCUAUGAUCUCUUAAAUAACUUUGUUUCUGGUUUAGUGCCAUUAUCUUUUUUAAUUUAAAAAGCUCUUUUAUAAUUAAAUGUUGUUUUUUUCUGA